Molecule: messenger RNA, 669 nt
Organism: Arabis nemorensis
Lineage: Eukaryota; Viridiplantae; Streptophyta; Magnoliopsida; Brassicales; Brassicaceae
Source: the annotation of a GenBank genome assembly
AUGGUUUUGUGGGUAUUUGGAUAUGGAUCUUUAAUAUGGAACCCAGGUUUCGACUUUGACGAUAAGCUCAUUGGCUAUAUCAAAAACUACAAACGUGUCUUCGAUCUUGCUUGCAUUGAUCAUAGAGGAACUCCAGAACAUCCUGCAAGAACUUGCACUUUAGAGCAAUCCAUUGGAGCUAUAUGUUGGGGUGCUGCUUAUUGUGUUCGUGGAGGACCUGAGAAGGAGAAAUUAGCUAUGGAGUAUUUGGAACGAAGAGAGUGUGAAUACGACUCAAAAACCCUUGUGGAGUUUUACACUGAAACUGACACCUCCAAGCCAAUCUUGACCGGAGUUAUAGUAUUCACAUCAACUCCAGACAAAGUGUCAAACAAGUAUUACUUAGGGCCUGCUCCAUUGGAAGAAAUGGCGAGGCAAAUCGCGACAGCUUCCGGACCGUGUGGGAACAACCGGGAGUAUCUUUUCAAGCUCGAGAAAGCAAUGCACGACAUUGAGCAUGAGGAAGAGUAUGUGAUUGAAUUGGCGAACGAGGUGAGGAAACAACUCGGAAAAGAAGAGGAUUUACCAAAGGAAGUUAAGGCAUUGUUGAAGCCUGUGGUUUCUCGUGUACCUGUCAAACCUCAAGCUCAUGUUUCCACUCUUAAAGUUCAAGGGGUCUUUGCAUCAUGA